This is a messenger RNA of Hevea brasiliensis (rubber tree), 3082 nucleotides long. RefSeq names its product scarecrow-like protein 9. NCBI's taxonomy places the organism in Eukaryota, Viridiplantae, Streptophyta, Magnoliopsida, Malpighiales, Euphorbiaceae. Gene Ontology annotation, cellular component: nucleus. Bases 481 to 2724 code for a protein of 747 amino acids. The record is from RefSeq and is a predicted model, not a curated record. Gene Ontology annotation, molecular function: DNA-binding transcription factor activity; sequence-specific DNA binding. Gene Ontology annotation, biological process: regulation of DNA-templated transcription. The transcript has 2 exons.
UGGAAGCGCGGAGUUCAGGGGUCCUAGCAUGCGAAAAAAGGCCACAACUGGAAAUGCCACAUCAGACUAUCUGUCCUUUUAGAGGGACAGGUGUCGUACGUUUAUAGGUAGAUGGAAAACUCUAUCGUGUCUUAAUUUAUUAGAGACAAACCUUCGCCAUCGAUCGCCGACGAUGUGGAUGGUAUUAGAUGGACGGCUCUGAUUUAUAUUUUCACCUGAGAAGGCUUUUUUUUAUCCUUAUUUUUUCUCCAUUUUAUUUUCAACGGACCACUGUGCUCUCGUCACUCGGUCUUGCGCUUCUUUCAACUUCUCUCUCUCUCUCUCUCUGUUUCUCUCAGUGUGGAAGCUGGGGUUUCAUGAAGAAAACAAGAAAUGCAAGUUGUUAUGAAAUUGAGCUGUUUUUGAAAAGGAAUUGAUUCAUUGAGGAGUUGUGGAUGUGUUUUUUGAGAUUUGCUCUAGAUUUCUCACAAGUAGAUUAUUAUGGACCCCCGCUUAAGAGGUUUUUCGAGUUCAUUGAAUGGAACCCAACUGGGAAAUCGACCUUUAUCUGUUCUGUCCAAUCAGAGCCGUGUUUCUGGACAAAGAUUUGAUAAUACUUUUAUAGAUCAUAAUUUUAUGGAGUUCCCUUACCUUCCACCUGAUCCAAAGUCAAGUAAAGUAACCCCAAAUUCUAAUGCGGUUCAUGAAGAGGAUUCCCCAGAAGAUUGUGACUUUUCUGAUGCAGUUUUGAGAUACGUAAGCCAGAUGCUUAUGGAAGAAGAUAUGGAGGAUAAGACUUGUAUGCUUCAAGAUUCCUUAGAUCUUCAAGCCGCUGAGAAAUCAUUUUAUGAGGUUCUAGGCAAGAAGUACCCUCCUUCACCAGAGCCAAACCACGCUUCUACCUGUCAAAAUAGUGAGAACCCAUAUUACAGUUUCACCAGUAACUGCAGUGAUGAUAACCAUGGUGGUAGUUAUUUAGAUGAUAACACGUGUAUUCAGAAUUUGAGAUAUUACGAUUCCUUUCAACAACAAACUCUUCGUGUUUCUAGUAUGUCGCAAUCAUCAUAUAGCUCUUCCAAUAGUGUAAUCACUAGCAUGGAUGGGCUGGUGGACUCUCCAAGCAGUAGUUUUCAAAUCUCUGAUUGGAAGAAUGAGAGUCAAUCUAUUUCACAGUUUAUGAAGGGGGUUGAAGAGGCUAGCAAAUUUCUUCCCAAUGGUGAUGUCUUUUUUCGUAAUAUUGAGGUCAACAGGUUCUUAUCUAGGGAGCCAAAGGCAAGGAUUAGUGAGGUUACAAUCAAGGAAGAGAGAAAGGAUGAAGAAGAGUACUCACUUAGCGGGCCAAGAGGAAGGAAGAACCUUCACAGGCAAGAUGGAGAUAUAGAAGAAGAGAGGAGUAGCAAGCAACCAGCUGUUUAUGCUGAAUCUGACAUGGAACCACACGUGUUUGAUAGAUUGUUACUUUAUAGUGCUGGGGAAGGCUGGGAAGAUCUCAAGGAUCUUUGUGAGGCAUUCAAGAAUGCAGCAAUAAAAAAUGACCAGAAUCAGAAUGUGCAAUCAAAGGGAUCCAGUGGCAGAAAGGGUCAACGCAAGAAACUCAAUGGGAGAAAGAAUGUGGUGGAUUUGAGAACCCUUUUGAUUAAUUGUGCACAAGCUGUGGCAGCUGAUGAUUGUAGGAGGGCAAAUGAAUUGCUAAAGCAGGUUAGGCAGCAUUCAUCUCCUUUUGGGGAUGGGAAUCAGAGAUUGGCUCAUUGCUUUGCUAAUGGUCUUGAGUCACGCUUGGCAGGUACUGGCAGCCAGAUUUACAAAGGCCUUGUUAGCAAGAGAACAUCUGCUACCAAUAUCUUGAAAGCGUACCAUCUCUAUCUUGCUGCAUGCCCUUUCUUAAAGCUCUCUAAUUUUGCUUCUAACAAGACAAUAAUGAAUCUCUCAGCAAAUUCAAUGAGGCUUCAUAUCAUAGAUUUCGGUAUCCUUUAUGGUUUCCAGUGGCCCACCCUUAUUCAGCGGCUUUCCUGGAGACCAGGUGGUCCUCCAAAUGUUCGCAUUACUGGAAUAGAUUUUCCCCAACCUGGUUUUCGGCCAGCAGAGCGAGUUGAGGAAACAGGGCGUCGCUUAGCGACUUAUGCUAAGAAGUUCAACGUGCCAUUUGAGUACAGUGCCAUAGCAAAAAAAUGGGAAACCAUAAAACUUGAGGAACUCAAGAUUGACAGGGAAGAAGUCAUUGUUGUUACCUGUUUUUAUCGGGCUAGGAACUUGCUUGAUGAAACAGUAGCAGUGGACAGUCAAAAAGACAUUGUUCUUCAAUUAGUAAGGAAGAUUAAUCCUGAUAUUUUCAUCCAUGCAAUUACCAAUGGGGCCUACAGUGCCCCGUUCUUUGUUACGCGGUUUAGAGAGGCUCUUUUUCACUUCUCUUCAUUGUUUGAUAUGCUUGACACUAUUGUGCCCCGUGAGCAUCAGGAAAGGAUGCUGAUUGAGAAAGAGAUCAUUGGCAGAGAGGCCUUAAAUGUUGUGGCUUGCGAGGGCUGGGAAAGAGUGGAAAGGCCAGAAACUUACAAGCAGUGGCAGGUCCGUACCUUGAGGGCUGGGUUUGUGCAGUUGUCUUUUGAUAGAGAGAUUGUGAAGCGAGCAACUGAUAAAGUGAGGACGCUUUACCACAAAGAUUUCCUAAUUGAUGAGGAUGGCCGGUGGCUAUUGCAAGGAUGGAAGGGACGAAUUAUUUAUACCCUUUCCGUCUGGAGACCAACAUAGGAAUCUUGAACACCUACUUAUCUGUCCUUGUGGUUUUCCUCUCGCCUGUAAGGUGUUCUGAAAUAGACAAUUUAUUGUCUAGGGAGUUGCUGUGAUCCCAUUUUGUCUUUCUAUUUCAAUGCUUAGUGUCGUAUUCAUUAUACAAGUGAUUAUCCACUGACUUGACAGGCAAAUCUAGUAGGGGGUUUUAAUUUUCAACUGGUACAUUGACUGCCAAGAACUGUAAUAGGAAAAUGAAGAUUUAACCAAUUCACUUGUUGAAGAAUUCCAGGAGGGGUGCAUAUUUAUCAGACAUGUUUGUAUUUUCACUGAAGUAUUCAACUAUAAUAAAGAAAUCCGCAACCCUGAAAUUCUGUGA